GCCUUUGCUGUACUAGGAACCUUAUUUUUCGUUACACGGCGGUUUGCUUGGCAGAAGCCUCUCAGCUUUGUUUGCGGCGGCUUUAUAAUCUUAGCUACCUCACAAGAUGAUAGCAUAGCUUUAUUUUGCGCGACUAUACCUAAUUUGGGAGGGUCGUGUGCAAGACUCACCGACAAGGGUCAAGAUGGCCUUUCUUCAGCGCUUAGCGUCUGGAAUUAAAGAAGGCUUGGUGUCAUUUACAGAGCCCCAAAGCCGUAGAAGUAGUGAGUUCCUAGGUCGCGGUCUACAAAAGCAGUCCAGUCGAGGGAACCGUCCAACCAGCGUAUCGAUAGACCUCUUGGAGUCGCACGUCAAGGAUGCAAUAGCCACUUUUGUCCGCGAGAAGUUCGACAAGGGCGAGGCCAAGCCUCACGUCUUCACACAGUUCUGGCUGCAAUUCCCAAAGCUUGAAGCCGGAUUUGAAGUGCUGCGACGACAGCUGGAGAGCCGUACCGGCAGCCGCGAGGGCCCACUGCCCCUGGAGCUGCUGCGAUCCAAUUCUAGGGAUUUCGGACUGGAUGAGUCAUCGGCUGUCGUACAAGAGUUGUGCAGCAAGGCGCUGUCGCACAAGUGCCGUGAGAUUGACUUUGUGGGCCUUGUGAUGUUGCUGCUGGUGGUCCACCUCACGGAGCCGCCCGCCGCCCUGGCGCACCUGCACCCGGGCGUGCGCACCAUGCUGGGGUGCCUGGAGCUCGCGUUCACGCACUUCAACUCCGCUCGAAGGGGCAAACUAGACAAGCGAGAGGUCGCGGAGGCGCUGCAGUACGAGUCCGCCAAGGCUCACGCGCGGGAGGGGCGCGGCGGCCGCACCAGCAACCGCCUGGCGCACCGGCUGUUCGAGGGACUGGACUGGGAGUACGACAACACCAUCUCCUUUGAAAACUUCCUGCGCGGCAUCUUGCAGCUGGUGCAGGACGAAUUCGGGGAGGAGGAGGAGGAGGAAGGGGAGGCAGGCAGGGCGGGGCAGGGCGAGGCAGGCGACAGGCUGGGGGCGGAGGGCGCCUCUUGGCACGGCACCGCCUCCGAGCCGCGGGCCCCGCGGUUCUCUACCUGCUCGGAUGGAUCUGCUUUGGGAGCUUCAGCAGCGGGAAGAGGAGGAGCAGGGGGAGCAGCAGGAGGAGGUGAGAGGCGGGCGAGGGCGAAUAGCGCGACGGGGAUGACGGGUGCUGCUGCGGCAGCUGCGGCAUCAGCGCCCGUGACUGGGAGUGGAGGAGGAGGAGGUGGAGGCAGUAGCAGCUCCUCGGCUUUCAGUAGGUCGUCUAGUCUGGUGGCGGGGUUGCGGAAUGUGCUGCGCAAGUCGGAUGUGGG
Astrephomene gubernaculifera is the source of this 1347-nucleotide messenger RNA. Lineage: Eukaryota; Viridiplantae; Chlorophyta; Chlorophyceae; Chlamydomonadales; Astrephomenaceae. The record is from the annotation of a GenBank genome assembly.